UUUCAUUUUUGUGAUUGAAAUUCAGACAUGCAAGUUGUUCUGUUUCGCAUGUGACAUGACACGUGUAGGCCGCUACGUCCAGAAAAACGUCAAACUACCACGUCCCGCCCUCCGCUCUUGCCCAUGGAAAAUGCCUUCGUUUUCGUUAUCAGGUUGUGAAACUAGAAAAUGAAAGAUUUGAAAGAAAGUGGAAGAAAAAUAAACUGUAGUAGUAAAUAAGAAAAUCAAAAUCAAACUAACAACUAAACCACUUAGCACCACCAGUUGAAUUCCAUGUAGUUCUUUCAUUCGUUCAUGGUUUAUGUUACUUGCAAGUUGGCGAAUCUACCAUCACUCAUUCUUUACUAAAUUCCUAACAACAGCAAGAAUCUUUCUCUCCAGACAACAGUCCACUCUUUUCAUCUCCAAGCGCUCUAAACUGCAUAGCCCCUGAAACCCACCAAGCAAACGUGAUGGACAUUUGGUCUUGGAUAUGUGAGCUUCCUAGCUCUGAAGAGUGGGCCGAAUCUGACUCACCACUAAUCUUUAGACUUGCGAGUGCUGGAAAGAUGCAAGGCGACUCGAGUCGUUCAAUCCAACUCAGAGCAGAGCGUACAUUCGAGUCCAAUUCAGAGGCCUUGCUGACUUUCAACAUAUGUUUCGAAGGGUUUCAACCUUCCGAUACUCAAAAGCCUAUCUGGGUUUCUGACGCAUGUCCUCUAUCUUCAGAGCAACCGUUCCUCCCUCUAGUACUCCAGCUUGUCCAAGAAAUCAUCAACCGUUCACCUGCGGUCCCUGACAGCACCUGCCCAAGGUCCCAGCUCCAGAAACUCAAACCCAAACCCGUUUCUUGGAUCAUGGAGUCUCACUCACCCGACUCAUUUUCAAGUUUCUUUAACUUGGUCUUUCUGACGCGCUUGUUUUGGUUGUGUGCUUGUGACGCUCCUAGUGAAGUUGGGUCUUUCUAUUUUCAAUAUUUGCUAGGUCCAAAUAUCGAAAUCUUAACAUGCAAACAAGCUCCUGUGCUGCGGACUUUUCUGGUAUCUGUUGGUGUAGACACCGAGCUCUGUUUCAUGCGAACCUUGGGGUACAUGCUGGUAAAAUGGAUCAUUUUAAAGGAAGUUAGCGUUGGAUUACAAACACUAACUCCUUUAGUGCAGCACUUGGGAAUUUCAUAUGCAACUGAGGCUCAUGGACUGUGGACCUUGAAGGGAUAUGCACCUAUUAACGCAAUGAAGCUGACGCAUUCCAGUGAUCAAAGGAGUAAAUUUCCUGCCAUUGGAGCCAAGGAGUCAUUGUUAAGAUACGCCCUAGCACACCAGCAGCUUGAGGCAGUCAUUCAAUUGGAAUACUCCGUGGGAUUCUACGAUGGGUAUAUUCAGGUAAAUGCACGUGUUGAUAAUUUACGCUUCCACGUGGCUAAACUAGGAUUAAGUAAAAAAAAGGCUGACAUGGAUUUUUUCGAUGAAAGACACUUUCCAUCGAGGAUCCGAGUUUGGGCUGGACCGGAAGUUGGGACAACGUAUGUGUCCGCGUUAAGCUUGGGUCGCUCCACAAACAAUGGAGAAAGCGAAGUAGAAAAGCAAAGAAUCGUCAAAGGGAGUUUAGGAAAAUUAAAGACUCCGCAUGUUAAAGCCAGAGCAAAGGUGUCCAUGAAGAACAAGAUGAAGAAUUGGAGGUGGGAUCAAGACGCCGAAGGGAAUGCUGCGGUGUUUGAUGCAGUUUUAUGCGACAAUGUGACAGGUCAUGAGAUUGCCACAUGGAACUCGUUCGAUAAUGUUAAUUACAGUGGCAGCGGCAAAAAUAGUUUUCACAAUAGGUAUUAUGGAGUUAACAGGCCAUUUACCAAAACUGGUGGGUUGGUUUUUGCUGGAGAUGAUUAUGGAGAAAGAGUGGGGUGGAGAUUAAGCAGAGAAAUGGAAGGAAGUGUUUUGAAGUGGAGAAUUGGAGGGCAAGUUUGGUUAAGUUAUUGGCCUAAUAAUGUUAGAAGUUCUUACGUCGAGACAAGGUGCGUGGAAUGGUGUGACGAAGUUGAUUUGCCAUUGAUUCCUGCAAAAUAGAAUAGUGAAUUUGAGCUUGUAAAAACUCGUGUAUAAUGAAAUAUAUAUAUAUAUAUAUAUAUGUAUAGCACUAUUAUGCUAGCUAGAGGCUUCCUAGGCCUUAGUUUGC
Durio zibethinus is the source of this 2148-nucleotide messenger RNA. RefSeq lists its product as uncharacterized. The record is from RefSeq and is a predicted model, not a curated record. Lineage: Eukaryota; Viridiplantae; Streptophyta; Magnoliopsida; Malvales; Malvaceae.